GAGCUGCAGCAGCAGCAGCAGCAGAAAAAGGCCAGCUUUUCAGGCGCCCCGCCCAAAGCCCAUACCCAAAGACGUUUGCUGCAGCGCGCAGCUCCUUUAAUCACAGAAGUGCCCAGAGGAGAAGUCCAGGGCACAGCUGUGUCUCUCUUUCGCGACCGAGAUGGAGAUGAGGCCUUCGAGUUUUUCUCUGUCGACGCCACUGGAAGGCCCUGCAAAGUGCCAGUUGCUGCUCUGCAGUGCCUCGGGCGGCGGCCAUUACCCAUGCUGCUUUAA
Messenger RNA from Eimeria tenella, 273 nucleotides. RefSeq lists its product as uncharacterized. The annotation marks the transcript as partial. NCBI's taxonomy places the organism in Eukaryota, Apicomplexa, Conoidasida, Eucoccidiorida, Eimeriidae. The record is from RefSeq and is a predicted model, not a curated record. The transcript is spliced from 4 exons.